AUGGAAACUAAGACGAAACGUCUAUCUCAUGAUGCAUAUACAGUGGCACUGCUCACCCCCCUCGAGGUUGAGUUGAGUCCAAUGAGAUAUAUGCUUGACGAAGAACAUCAGCCACUACCGAGCGCCCGCGGUGACCCAAAUAACUACGUUCUGGGACGACUCUGUCAGCAUAAUGUCGUUAUCGCGUCCUUGCCUGCCGGCUACCAAGGUACGAUCUCCGCUGCGGUCGUCGCACGAGAUUUAGCGCGCACCUUCCCGUCGGUCACGCUUCGAUUGCUCGUGGGCAUUGGAGGGGGCGUGCCCAGCGACAAUACUGAUAUUCGUCUGGGAGAUGUUGUGGUCAGUGUUCCAUCUGGAACUCAGGGUGGUGUUGUGCAAUACGAUCUGGGAAAGCAGACUACAACUGGGUUUCAACGCAAUUCUUGUGCCCCCCGCCCAAUGAAUGGCUGGCUAUUCUCCCGAGAAUGCAAUCCGAUCACCGCAUUUCCAGCGCUGUCCGAGUAUAAGAGACCGUCGCCUGAGACGGACAUCUUGUUCAAGUCCAACUACGACCAUUGCAUGGGUAAGCCGACUUGCCAGUCCUGUGAUAUACAAAAGACAGUUCCCCGGCACAAACGCAGCGCUCCUGACCGAUCUUUCGUUCAUUACGGGGUCAUCGCAUCCGGGGAUCGCGUGAUGAAGAAUGCGAAGAAGCGGGACAUGAUCAGUAAGAGUAGCGAGGGCGCGAUCUGUUUUGAGAUGGAGGCAGCAGGCCUUAUGAAUGAUUUCCGCUGCAUUGUUAUUCGUGGAAUCUCCGACUAUGCGGACUCGCACAAAAACGACAUUUGGCACCCCUAUGCCGCUGCAGCUGCCGCGGCUCUUGCAAAGGAGCUCCUUUCGUAUCUGGAGGUAUCGGGCCGUAAGUGA
Molecule: messenger RNA, 906 nt
Organism: Aspergillus pseudoviridinutans
Lineage: Eukaryota; Fungi; Ascomycota; Eurotiomycetes; Eurotiales; Aspergillaceae
Product: 5'-methylthioadenosine/S-adenosylhomocysteine nucleosidase family protein
Exons: 2
Coding region: 1-906 (301 amino acids)
Biological process (GO): nucleoside metabolic process
Molecular function (GO): catalytic activity
Source: RefSeq, a predicted model, not a curated record